Molecule: messenger RNA, 2431 nt
Organism: Arachis stenosperma
Lineage: Eukaryota; Viridiplantae; Streptophyta; Magnoliopsida; Fabales; Fabaceae
Product: protein WHAT'S THIS FACTOR 9, mitochondrial
Exons: 2
Coding region: 243-1367 (374 amino acids)
Molecular function (GO): RNA binding
Source: RefSeq, a predicted model, not a curated record
CCACUUCUUUGUCCUGAAUCACUCCCAUCUCUUCACUGAGGCUGCUUCUAUGUCUUCUCUCUCCACCGUCGCUGCAGCUAUGUAAUGUCUCUCCAGCGAGGCUGCAACCUGUGAACUCAUCGCCGAUCUGAUCCCCUCCGGUAUUAUGCGCCUCUCUCCGUCGCUGUUGUGCUCUCUGCUUACCCAGUCUUGGUCGCUUCCUCUGUACUCUCUCUCGCCGCCGGGUAGUGAGCUGGUCAUUCAUGGCUCUCCCCUCCAAACUUCCUCGUCAGUUCAUCCUCGUUAGGACUUUUGUGAAUGCAAAGGUCAAAUGGGUUCGUGACUUGUAUCUUGAUAAUGCAAUCCUUAAAGAGAAAGAUCUUAAACAGGUCGUUUCCUUCAAGAAUGAAAUAGUUUCAUCUACUUCCAAAUCCCUCUCCUUAUACAAUGCUUCUCUGUUGAAAGAUCCCCUUAACCUUUCCAUGACAACCACCAAAUUUAUAGACAAGUAUCAUUGUAUUUUCAUGCAAUUCCAACCAGAUCGUGGCUUCCCUCCACAUGUUAAGCUCACACCUCAUGCUUUAUGCCUACACAAAGAAGAAAUGGAUAUCCACAAUUGUCCCAUUAACCGUGUAGACAUUGUUCAUAGGAUUGCAAGGCUUCUGAUGCUUGCUGGUAUGGGAAAAUUGCCACUUUAUGUAAUUGAUAAGCUAAAAUGGGAUCUGGGUCUUCCUCAUGAUUAUGUUAAGACUCUUUUGGCCGAUUACCCUGAUUAUUUUGAUGUUUGUAGCAUUGAAGAUCCAUCAUCCGGAAAAGAAAUGCUUGCUUUAGAGCUUGUUUCUUGGAGAAAAGAGCUCUCUGUCUCUGACUUGGAGAAGAGGGCAAUGAGCUUGGACUAUUGUGGAGACAAAAGAAGACAUGAUAUUUCAUUUCCCAUGUUUUAUCCAAAAGGUUUUGAUCUUGAAAAGAGAGUGAAGAGUUGGGUUGAGAAUUGGCAAAAAUUACCUUAUAUUUCCCCAUAUGAAGAUGCAUUUCAUCUUGAUCUAAGUAGUGACCUGGCAGAGAAGUGGAUAGUGGCAAUUUUGCAUGAGUUGCUCUGUCUUCUAGUGUCAAAGAAGACAGAGCGAGGGAACUUACUUUGUUAUGGAGAGUGUUUGGGGUUGGACUCAAGAUUUAAGAAGGCUUUGGUUCAUCACCCUGGCAUAUUUUACAUUUCCAAUAAGAUUAGGACUCAGACAGUUGUGCUUAGGGAAGCUUAUAGAAAGGAUGUCUUGAUUAGGAAGCAUCCAUUAAUGGCUAUGAGAUUUAGGUACAUUCACCUCAUGACUAAGACUCAGAAACAUCAUAGACAAGUUGAGUUGAAGGAUAAUUCACAGAUUGAAGCUUAGCUAUUGAAUCUAAAGUAGUCAUUGAUUGCAAUUUGCAAAUUUGCACUUCACUUGGCCGUGAUUGUAGCAGGAAAGUUAAAUGUAGUUGGUGUAAGGAUUGGCUGCUUUUGUAUCCUAUGAUUAUUGCAAUUAAGUUUCUUGGCAAUUUAAGGCCUUCCUUUCAACACCCCAUCAAGUACGAAUAUAAAAGAUGUGUUCCUAUGAAAGAUGUUGCUUUCAACUCUGAGUUCAGUUGUAUAAACUUUAUGUUCUUAAUAUUUAUACAUUUUUCUAAAUAUGUAAAUCUUGCAAUUUUGCAUUAGUUGACACUAAUUCUACACUAGUCACAAACUUGUAAUGAAGAGUAAGUUGGGUAGGGUAUCAAAUGCUCAUGGAACAUAUGGUAACUUUCUUUGCAGUUUCAGGUUGGUUUUAAAUUUCAACCAUUCAAAAUGCCUUGUUAAGAUUUGUUCUUUUGAAAGACAUUGAUUUCCAGUUCAGGAUCAACUUGCAUGGAUUUGACUUCUAUAAUAUUUAUGCAACUUUAGUUGACACUAAUACUACAAUAAACAAGUGUUACUUUGAACACCCCAUCAAAUGUUUGGAACUUAGGAGACCUGAUUUUAAGUUUCUUUGCAAUUUCAGUGUUGCUACCAACACCCAAUCAAAUGUUCAAUAAUAAUUUCUUGUUCUUUUUGGUUAUCACGUGUAGACAGCGUAGUCAUUUUAAACUAGCAAAAGGCUUUUGCUAUUCUGGUGGAGCUAACUGAAGUAAUUCACUUGUUAUUUGCCCAUGAUAUUUUUCAAAAUUUGUUAAAUCACACAUUUUUCAUAUGCAUUUUUCUUUCAGCGAAACCCUUCCUUGGACUCCCACAUACCAGGACCCUUAUAGCACCAAACUGCCCUCUAUUAUUUUUCUCUUUUAUUUGGGUGGUUGAACUGCAUGCCUUUUUAAUGAAAAAAAUUGAUUUACUUCUUUUUCCCCUCCAUCUACAUUUUGUUUUCGUGUCAAGCGUGAUCCUGAAUUCUUUUUUAUCAUUUAUGCAGCUGAGACGCAAGUGGUUGCGGGACCUAUCUUAGUUUCU